UACGCGUUUUGUGGUGUAAACGGUGUCUUCCUGGUAGACGCGCGUAGUCAGCCAAAGCUGGAUACGGUCUUGCGAGGGAAGGAGAGAUUUGUGGCAUCUGUGACUGCAGUUGUGUCUUUGCACAGUCUGGCCAACUUUUUCAGUCAGAGCAUGUGUCUGAGGCCCCUCUGCACCGGCUCUUUCCCCCUCUCUGCACCCUGGUGAGGGGGAUGCGGCUGUCGGCGCGGCGGGCAGUGUGGGGGCUGCUGUGCCUGGCGGGCGCCUGCGUCCUGGUCCGGCUCUGCCAGCGGGCGCUAGACUGCCCGGGCGGGGGCCCCAGGGGGCAGGGGGUGUCGGUGCUGGUGCGGGACUGGCGCAGGGUGGAGUACCGCUACGGCCGGGACGCCCCGCUGGUGUUCGUGGGCGGCGUGCCCCGCUCCGGGACCACCCUGAUGAGGGCCAUGCUGGACGCCCACCCGGACAUCCGCUGCGGGGAGGAGACGCGGGUCAUCCCCCGGCUGCUGGCCCUGCGGCAGGCCUGGAGCCGAUCCGGACAGGAGAGGCAGCGGCUGGAGGAGGCGGGGGUCAGCCAGGAGGUCCUGGACUCGGCCGUCACCGCCUUCCUGCUGGAGAUCAUCGCCCGCCAUGGGGAGCCAGCCCCUCUGCUGUGCAACAAGGACCCCUUCACGCUCAAGAGCGCCCUCUACCUCUCUGAAAUCUUCCCCAACUCAAAGUUCUUGCUGAUGUUGCGUGACGGCCGGGCAGCAGUGCACUCCAUGAUCUCUCGGCGCGUCACCAUAGCGGGCUUCGACCUGUCCAGCUACCGGGACUGCCUGACCAAGUGGAGCCGGGCGGUGGAGUCCAUGCUGGCACAGUGCGUGCAGGUGGGGUCGAAACGCUGCCUGACCGUGCGCUACGAGAGCCUGGUGCUGCAGCCCCGCGCUACCAUGGAGGGCGUGCUGCGCUUCCUGGAAGUACCCUGGCAUGAGGGGGUGCUCCACCACGAGGAUGCCAUUGGACAGCUGGGAGGCGUGUCCUUGUCCAAGAUUGAGCGCUCCACAGAUCAGGUCAUCAAGCCAGUGAACUUGGAAGCCCUGACCCGCUGGGUGGGUCACAUUCCGGAUGAUGUUCUGGCAGACAUGGCCAAGAUCGCCCCCAUGUUGAGUAGGCUGGGCUACGACCCCAACGCCAACCCACCCCAGUACGGCCAACCUGAUCCUGCUGUUGUGAACAACACAGAGAGGGUUCUGAGGGGAGAGUUUAAAACUCCGGCCAAUCUGAAGGGGCAGCCACCAGCAUUCCUAAAUGGCUCUGGCACAGAUAGGUGAAACAGGUCAACGCCUCAGAACAUGAUCCACAUCACAAAGUUGGACUGCUCCACAUCAGAGAGGGGUAUGCCAAGCACAGUCCAGCACCUUGCAGCCUGUUCACAGCCACCUGUGUGCAAGAGCACCCACCCCAUCAUGUGAAAGAAUGGAACAUUCCAGACUGUUAUAUUGUUUUAUAUGUGGAUUUCUACUGUAUAGGUGCUCCCUUCCCCAUGAAACCUCUUACCACAUCUCUUGUCUUAUCCACUUGCACUUUGCUUACUGGUGUCUUUUUGCCUUUUCUCUUUGUGAUUAGCCUUGGCAAAGAGAGAUAAAUACCCUAGGGCAUAUGCACACCACAGCAGAGUUUUGGAUUUCAUCUUGUGUAAAUUUAUGCUGAAGUAACGUUUUGUGCACCCAGAUUAGUUGUUCUCCUUUUUCUUUCCUGCCAAUCUCACUGGCUAUGCCCAUUAGAGGCACUUGCAUCAACUCUGGGAAGUCCCUGUUAUAUAUAUUUAAAAAAAGUACAGCAAGUGCAGUGGAAGCAGGUGUAGCUUACAUUUGCUGCUGAGAGGAUUGACUUUACAACUCUACACACUGAUGGAAGCUGGCGAUUUUACAUACGGAAGGAAUGCACAUUUGCGUGUUUUGCUGUGUGGUUAAUGUAAUGAAAACAUAAGUACCAAUGUGCAGCUCCCUUUUUCUCCUCUGUUCUCAUGGGGAAACAAUACUGGAACAAGGUCUCUCAGUGUAGAUGCUCAGUCCAUCUAUUCAUUUGUGGCCAUGUGGCCACAGUCUGGCACCAGCCGUAGUGUAGUCUUUCAUUCACUGUAGCCCAAAAAAAAUGAAUAAGCCAAUGGAACAUUUGUAAUAGGAACAUGUUUUGUGGCAGAUAGCCCAAACAUGCCACAAAAAAAGUGGUCAGAAAUGUUGAGGAAUGGCUAUGGGCAGGGGAAUGAUCAUCUCCCAGUUAUGGGCAUGCAUUAUAAUGCAUGGUCAUUGUGUCCAUAUGGCUAUAUUUAGAGGAGAAUAUUGAGAGGAAGAUUUACAAUUGAAGACACAUUGGCAUGCAUAUAACUGAAGAUGUAAGUUGAUUACUCCCACUUUCAGUAUAAGGGUUUAUUGUUACAUAAUUAGUUUCAGACUAAAUUUACGGAAGACAUCACACGAAUAGUCCUUUAGGAUAAGUGUACCUGAAUGUGAUUAGAACAGAGUGACUAUUUACAGGACAGUAGUUGUAUCCAUUACAUGUUCCAGAAAAUCAUCACCAUCUUGAUCACUUAUGGACCACACUGCAAGGAAGCAUUGACUAAUGCUUGUAUGUCAUUACUGUGAAUCAUUGCAGCCAAGAAUGCUUUUUGGUUGGAAGACUCUUGACUUGUUGGUCAAGCACCUCUUGAAGCUAACUUAAAUGGUGCUUCAACACACUUUCUUUUAAAGACAAUCGUAGUGAAAUCGGUGCCCGCCUUGAAAGGCAGCUAGUUUGGAUUUUAGUGGAUAUCUUUGAAGUGUUUCUUCCCCUGAAUAUUCUCCCAAAAGUACAGUGUGGUGUCAAGUCAUCAAAGUGGCUUCAUUGCAUCAGUCAACAUCGUAUGUUGUGCAGGUAGAUUUUUCUAGGACUAAAUUUAUGGACUUGUUUUGGACUUGAAACAGUUUUUCCUUGCUAAUGUUUAUCCUCUCCCCAAAUUGCAAAUUCCAGUUUGGCCAUCCCGUAACCCAACAAAUGGAUGGUGAUUUUUAAUGCACAAGGUGACUGAGUGACGUGUGUGUAUGCUUGUGUAUAUGACAAGGAUGAAGCACUAGUCAGGACUUUAGAAAUUUUCUGUUUACAUGUUCACUUGUG
Molecule: messenger RNA, 3129 nt
Organism: Megalops cyprinoides (Indo-Pacific tarpon)
Lineage: Eukaryota; Metazoa; Chordata; Actinopteri; Elopiformes; Megalopidae
Gene: tpst2
Product: tyrosylprotein sulfotransferase 2
Exons: 7
Coding region: 210-1307 (365 amino acids)
Biological process (GO): peptidyl-tyrosine sulfation
Cellular component (GO): Golgi apparatus
Molecular function (GO): protein-tyrosine sulfotransferase activity
Source: RefSeq, a predicted model, not a curated record